AGUUGAGUUUUAAAUGGAUGCGAGUGUGAUUGAGGCAUUACAUAAAUCUCGUUUUGGUAAGUUGCACUACAACGCCAAUGAUGACAUCAAUUCCCUCUUCAACCGUCUUUCAGUUCAAACGCGGCAACCGACCAGUGGAGCAAGUCACAAUAGGAAAUCUUUGGAGAGUCAUGCUGCCUCAGCACAAACGCAGACGGAAUUUAUACCAAAUUUUUUUGCUAGGAAAGUUGAACACGUUCUUAACCCUGAUAGAGACCGAAAUUGGUGUUCGGAAACGCGACGGAGGCGAAACAUGGCGUCAGUGAAACAGCAGUAUGAGGAUAAAUUGAAAUAUCAAUUGGAAAUUGAACAGAAGAAGUUCGAGGACUUUGACGCAGAACAAGCUCGUGCUCUUCAGUUUAAGUACAGAGAGAUACAAGAUGGUAAAAAUUUUCUAUAUGCUGAAAAAAUAAAUGCCAACAAAAAGCAACUGGGGGCGGAGUCCCAGAAGAGAUUGCAGAUUGAAGUUGAAAGAAGACACAAUGAAGACAUAGAACGUGCUGCUUUGGAGCUGGAAAAACAGAGGCAGCAAGAAAGGUUAGACAAAGCAGCUGAAGAAAAAAGUGUCCAAAUAGCUAAAUUGGAGUUGGAGAGAAGAAAAGAGGCAGAAGCUAAAGCUAAAAGAGAAGCAGAGGAGCGAGAAGUGAUAGCGCUUCAGAUAAAUUUGGGAAAAGCGAGGCUGAAAGAGAUGUUGGAAAUCAUAGAAGCCGAUCAGAAAUUCCAUCAAGAAGUGCUGUCGAAAGUGAAGGCGGAAGCAGGAACAUUCGAUAGUUUGUCAUCGCUUUUACAAGAAGCGAAACACUCCUUGCAAAAUAUGUGCAUAUUGGUGCAGCAUUCUCACCAACUCAUUGGUCGCAAUCCUCACUCAAUAUCUCAAGAGCUGGAAAAGUUGAAGGCACACAGCGCGCAUUUGAACAAGUCUCUAAAAGCAGUUGAUGAAAUAAUCGAAAACUCAGAGCGAGGAAAGCAACAGGUUCAGCCGAGUGCGAAUAUCCAGAUUAUUGACACUGUCUCUGAAAGUGGUCCAGAAGUUUCCUCGGAUGAUCUGGAUGUAAUAUUCACAUUCCAUGAAGCACUGAAGAAAAGUAGCAGUCCACAAUGCAAGUUGUUCCUGAAGACUGUGAAAGGUGGUUGCAAUGUCAUCAAGAAUUCGCUCAGUGCAAAUAUGGAUAAUUUGAAGUUGCACAGAGACAAUGUCAUUGCACUGUUUAGAGGACAAACAGUUACUGUGGCAGAUAAUUUUGCAGUCAAUCCAGCAGCUGUGAAUAAUGGAGUGGAUAUUACUAGAUUAGUCCUAGCGGAGACGGUGGUGUGUGGUUUGAACCAGUUCGACAAGCGAGAGCUAGCAAUGGCUUCUCUUCUAGUAGAACUGGCAGCGGCUGACCCCUCAUUCCGCAAUAUCCUCCUAGCUGUAUUCCAUCGCAAAUGCCCCUUCACUCGCCCCAUAUUUCUCAGCAGGAAACCGAAGCAAAGCGAAGACAGCUUCAAAGAAGACUUGGGAUACUUGAAGCAGCUGGGAGAGUGGGAGGAUGCCAAAACAUAUCUGAACAGGGUCCUUUAUACCGUGCAAUUGUACUCUGCUGUUCUGACUUGUAGGCCAAUGAGUGGUUCUAUCCAAAUACACCCCUAUGGAUAUAAACUAGCCUGGCAAUGGCUUGCAACAUUUGUUAAUACCCCGCCUUUCAGUGAUUUUGCAGCUGGAAUUCUGCGUGAGUUUUUGUCAGUGUGUGGGCGAGAUUUAUUGAGGCAAUAUGGCGUCCAGUUUGAGAAGUUGAUGAGAGUUGUUAAUGAUGAAUAUUUGAAGAGAUGUCGAGAAGUAGGCGAUGAUACAACCUUUGUGGGAGCCCUUGAAAACUCUUUAACCCACUAUUUUGACACUGGACAUUUUUUCCAGGACUUUUCUUUAGAUGCACAGUUUUGGGAGCAUUACUAGUUGAAUUGAAAAUUGCGUUUUUGUUCCGGCUUUCGAUACGAAAGUAACGGAAUAUUUGUGCUCGGGGUGGGUUUUUUUUUCUUCAGACAAAUUUCGACUU
Messenger RNA from Symsagittifera roscoffensis, 2072 nucleotides. RefSeq names its product mRNA export factor GLE1-like. Gene Ontology annotation, biological process: poly(A)+ mRNA export from nucleus. Gene Ontology annotation, cellular component: nuclear pore cytoplasmic filaments; nuclear pore; cytoplasm. Bases 14 to 1972 code for a protein of 652 amino acids. Gene Ontology annotation, molecular function: phospholipid binding; inositol hexakisphosphate binding; translation initiation factor binding. The record is from RefSeq and is a predicted model, not a curated record. The transcript is spliced from 4 exons. Lineage: Eukaryota; Metazoa; Xenacoelomorpha; Acoela; Convolutidae.